AUGAGACCGUGGAAACGUUUUGUAUAUAGUAGUCUCAAUGCCUAUGGGGUUUUAGAUAAAUCAAUAAUAGUUUCAUGCAAUGUGAUCAGUUUUCUUGAACUGAAUUUUUCUCAUCCAAUAUGGUCUUUUAAUGGAAAAUAUAUAUUAGACGACAACUGGGGUAAUAACAACAAUAAUAAAUCUCUAAUUGCCAUCAAUGCAUCGUCUUCAUGGAAUUCAAAAAUAUCAAUUUCUGCAACUCAUCAUCACUAUGCAUUACCACAAUCUAAAUAUAUAAUUAAUAAUAGAAAAUAUUCAUUUGGCUGGAUCAGUACAUUACAGAUAAAUAGACUGUUAUUGACUGAUGAAGGUGUUUAUCAGUGUACUUUCACUAAUGACCUGGGAACAAGUUCAUUUAGAAUUAAUUUACAACUUCAAGAUAAACAGACAGUGAAUGAUGGCGCACAAAUCAUGUCGAUCUGCUUGCUCUCUCUACUCAUUCUGCCUUUAUUGUUAUCCAUUUUAUUUUAUUUCCGAAAGAGAAGUCUCCGUUUUGGAUGGAGUAAACAACAGUUUAAAAAGUGUGGCCUUAAAAUAAACUGGAAAAGCUGUAGUGAAAGUCAAAGCCCUAAUCACACUAGAAAAUCAGUCGACUCAAGCGUGGAUGGAUAUUCUAUGGGAGUGGAUUUUACUGAAUUCGUACAAAAUCAGUUAGCUGAUGAAAUGAACAAUAAUGACAAUAAUAAUAAUAAUUCAUCGAACGUAUCAGCUCUACAACCGGAUCAAAUUUUUUCGGUAAGACUCAGAAUUUAUUGGAAAUUUAAUUCACAAUGA
Messenger RNA from Trichobilharzia szidati, 813 nucleotides. The record is from the annotation of a GenBank genome assembly. Lineage: Eukaryota; Metazoa; Platyhelminthes; Trematoda; Strigeidida; Schistosomatidae.